Molecule: messenger RNA, 1202 nt
Organism: Prunus avium (sweet cherry)
Lineage: Eukaryota; Viridiplantae; Streptophyta; Magnoliopsida; Rosales; Rosaceae
Source: RefSeq, a predicted model, not a curated record
UUGCUUUUUAAGGAUUAUUUGAUGUACUCCCUAGUUGAUGAGGAAUACAAAUUUCCUAGGAGAUUUAAGUACCUUAAACUUGACUACCUCUGUGGUUAUCUGAAUGGUAAUCUUGAUGAAGUCUUAGAUGACAAAAUAAAAAUUCCCUAUAAUGAUCAAGGGAAGGAACUUUUUAGCUCAGAGUUUCAUGAAACUUUAUGCAAAAAGUUACAUGCUUGUGGUUUUGGUAAGUUUAGAUCAUCUCCUGCAGUUACAAGUGUUUUAAAUGACAUUAGCUUGCCCGCAAGCAUACACGAGGUUGUUUUGAAGAGAUUGUGGUCAGACUUGCCCAUUGAGCUUCUGCAACUGGCCUUUUCUAACAACUCUGAAAUCCUUGAAGUGCUUGUGGACAAAAAUAGGGUGGCUUUGGAAUUCUCUGUAGUACCAGACCUAUCUCAGUUGCCUCCUUUCAUUUUAAGGAAGUCUUCAUGCCGCAGUAAUAAGUGGUCACAGAAAGUGCAACCUGGUGAUGCCCUUGUGGGUCCAGUUCUUCCUCUUCCUGUUUUGCUUGCACUUCAUGAAUAUCGCAAUGGAUGUCCGAAUUCAGAUGAAAAUUCAGGUAGAUUUUCAGUAGAGGCAGAAAUCAAUCGCAGCUGUGAUGAGGUCAUGCAGGUCACCGGUGAACUGGCUGUUUCUAUUUCUGAGGCUGAGAUUGUCGAUAAUCCAGUGACGUCCCUUGCUAAUGAUGGAGACGAGACAUGGAGAAGCUCUCAAAAGUCAAAACCUUUCUUUUCAUAUCAGCCAGUUGCGGCUAAAGGAUCUCCACUGGAUCAUACACAGGGCAAAUCUGUUUAUAAGGAUGACAGGUUUGACACCUUAAUUUCUAAAGUGUCUGAUAAGAAGCAUGUAUCCAACGACAAUCAGGAUAAUGUCGGACUAGAACUAUUUGAUGAUCUUUGCCCUGUAGAGUUGAGAUUUGAUGCUUGUUCCUUGAAGUUUGAACAGAAGGAAUUGGAGGCGUAUUGUAAAUUGAAGGGGGAAUUCUUAAAAUGGCAAAAGAGCUUUGACUUGUAUCAAGAAUUCUGCUCUCGGAUUGAAUCAAAAAGCUCAUAAAUGUUUCUUUAAUUCUUUUUUCCAUGUUCCUGCAAAUUUUUCACCACUGAGUUAAACCCCUCCCUUCUGUACUUGUUUUCCCUGUAAUUAAUUUUGAUUUAUUUAGAUUA